AGUGUACGAUUCUUGCAUAACAUUGGGAUCGUUGGACGGAUCUCCAUGGUGUAGUGGUUCUACAGAUGAGGAAUUCAAUCAUCUCCCUGGAUCUGAACUUCAGUGCCCUGAAACAUGCAAGGUCAAUCAUUGUCCUAUUGGGUACAGAAGAAUGUACAAGGAUCAAUCCUGUUACAAGCUUUCCCCUCCCUAUCCAUCCAAAACCAAGUCCAGUGUGGAUGAAGCUCAGGCGGAGUGCAACAAGGACGGUGCCAAACUCUUGGAACCUCGGUCGGAAGAUUUUUGGACACAUUUCCUGAAACUGGAAUCUCACUCCUUCUUAACGGGUCAACAUUUCAAGCAUAAUGCCGAGACAUCCUUUGUAGCCCUGGGCCUGUUUAUUGAUUUAUCGACUGGAACGCCGGUGGUUCAAUAUGCCGAUGGAACUGUCCCAUCUGAGCCGUUAGAAGGAACAGCCAUUCCAUGGCGUACUGGGUUUCCGGAGAAUGAUCCGAGCAAGGCUUGUGUGGCCUUGAUGAGCCCGGAUGGUAAAUUGGUCAACACCCCUUGCCAAGGUUACUCUGACGGAGACAUAACAGGACAUGGAACAUUGGGGUACCUAUGCGAAGCCAGACCUACGGAAGCCAUCAGUGAGGAUGGGGCCGUGAAAGUCUGCCAUUUUCCAUUUGGCUUCAAUAAUGCCACUUAUCAUGGUUGCGUUGGACCCGAUGUGGCUGACCCAGGUCAGCUGUCUUAAAAUCAUAGCAUGAGCCAAUACUAACUGAUUGAUUAUUCAAU
Messenger RNA from Tigriopus californicus, 777 nucleotides. RefSeq lists its product as uncharacterized. The transcript has 2 exons. NCBI's taxonomy places the organism in Eukaryota, Metazoa, Arthropoda, Copepoda, Harpacticoida, Harpacticidae. The record is from RefSeq and is a predicted model, not a curated record. Bases 152 to 736 code for a protein of 194 amino acids.